AAGUGUCGGAACUCAGGACAUCCCUCUGGGAGUCCGGAGUUUCCUGGGACCCUUGCCAGGGGGCUCGGAGACCCUGGCACACAGCCCAGAACACCAGUGGGUUCGAUUAUGAACCACGGAAUAACUUGUCACCUUUAUAGAAAUAGAUAAAAGCCACAAUAGUGUAAAGAGUGUAAGAAUAAAAUAAUUACAGAGUCUAAAUGUAGGUUUUAGGAUUUUUGGUAUAGGGGUUUCUGGUGACAAGAUGGAGGGAUUUGGGCGUGUCUAGCCUUUCUUCUUCUUCUCUACCUCCAUCUUGUCUGGUGAUGUUGGCACUUUUAGAUUGGUCUAAAGUAGAAACUCACUGUCUAAUAUAGAUGAUAGGUAUUGGAAAAUAACUGUAAAUAUUGUACACGUAGUUUGUAGUAUAUAAAGAUAACACCGCCCUGGAGGAGGGGGGAGUGCCUCUGGCUGUCCUGCCAAACGGAUCUCGGCUGGACAGGGAGAAAGAACUUUAUAGAUAAGAUGCAAUAAACAAUCUUGAGACCGAAAAAAUGAAGAGCCCUGACUCCUUCUUCAAGUACCGGGCUGGGAAAAGAAACUUUCGAACUUUAGUCGGGGUCACUCUGACCGGCUAGAAACACAGCCCCCGGCAACUGGCGUCCCUGGGUGGGCUCGAAGAGAGAUUACGACAACUGGCGUUCCCUGUGCAGGCUCGAAGAAAGAUACGGUAACUGGCGUUCCCUGGCUUGGCUGCAAGAAAGACCCGGCAUUUGGCAUUCCCAGGUGGGCUGCAAGAGCUGGGCGGCAAGAGAACAACCCGGAUGGGCGGAAAGAGAGACGGCUGCAAGAGAUGGGCUGCAAAAGAGAGAGCACGACACGUUGGGCAGCAAGAAAGCACCCAGGUGGGCAGUUGGCAGGCAGCCACGCCACCAGACAUCAGCCGCUGAAACACAGCCCGUGAAGAGAACAAAAAAGGACAAGGAAAAGAAGCAGGCACUCCCAAAAAGAAAAAAAAAAAGAAAAAAAAAAGGGAAAAAGAAAAAAAAAAAAAAGAAAAAGAAAAAGAAAAAAAAAAUCCACACAGAAGAUCCAAGAUUCAACUUCUGCUAAACAGACUCGCAUCCAGAUCUGGCGGGGGGGCCAGUGACCAGGGCGACCUCCGGACGGACCUUGCAAAUGAUUCAGCUUUUGGUAAGAAGGUUGAGAUUUGAGAACAUGGAGGGGACAUGCUCUCAGGAACAGUUAAGGAUUUUGUCAGCCUUACAAGGUCUGGCAGCCACACACCUUGUGAAAAUCUCUGAAAAAAGGUAAAACGGCCUUGAAGCUUUUAUCCCCAGCAAGGAUCAUGUUAGAGGCAAUUACGGCAAGAUCCCGGAGUAGAGCUAAAAGGUCAUUAAUUGUGAAUCCCACAGGGGCGGGGGGAGGAGAGCAAAGCUCAAAGCAGAGAUUGUCUCUGGUCCCAACCAGCCCUGGGGAAGUAGCUCCCGAUGAGAGGGAGCGGGGAAUAGCUCCCGAUGAGAGGGAGCGGGGAAGUAGCUCCCGAUGAGAGGGAGCGGGAAAUAGCUCCCGAUGAGAGGGAGCGGGAAAUAGCUCCCGAUGAGAGGGAGCGGGAAAUAGCUCCCGAUGAGAGGGAGCGGGAAAUAGCUCCCGAUGAGAGGGAGUGGGAAGCAGCUUUACCGCCUCCAAUUCCUCUACCCCGAAAGCCCAGCUCGCGGCGAGCGUGGCUGCGCGGCGGCGGCGGCGAGCGGCGGGGGGAGCGCGGAGGCAGUGGGGGACGCGAGUUUCGGCGCGGGGGCUGUGAGCAUGACACCGACAGCGGCGGCCUCAGCUGGCGCGGUGCCAGGGACGCGCGCGCAGGGCGAGACCCGCGGGACGUCCGGGAAGGGCUCUCAAAUCAUAGCGUCCACGUCAGACGCGGGCGGUGGGCUUGGAGCAGCUGCAGGGCUCCAGGCGGUGCCCGUAGGCAGACGCAGGAGACGCGUGGUGAUGAUGCAGGACCCGGAAGUCGGGGCGCGAAGGGUUUUUUCCCCAGUUCGCGGACGCGGGACGGGCACCGGCCGAGCAGGGACCGCGCGCCGGCUGCGGGUGUUGGCACGGGGCCAGAAUGGGAUCUGAGCUGUACUGGUGUCGAUCAGAGAGAGAAGGACAUUUCCGAGACCGCGCCUGCGCCGAGACGAGCGCAGGGGAGGCGCGGUCGGGGCGGGGUUGUCCACACUCCCGUGACGGCACAGGCAGAGACGGGGCGUGAUCAGGGUACAGAGGCUGCCCCAGGUAGCACCCCUCUCCGAUCCCAGGGCAACGGGCACCCAGCCAACCGCAGCAGCCAGCACACAGUUUCAGCCUCCAUCAAAAUCUCAAGUUGGAGAUUUUUCGCGGGUGCAGCACAUGUUGAGUGAGGCACACCGAGCUCUUCAACAGGCUAGUCCCACAGAAGUGACAGAAACAGCAUUUAUCAGAUGAUCAAGUCUCAGAUGCAAAAGAUGGGCGUGGAAAGAAAAAAAAAAGUUGUCCAAAAAUCAGAGAAAAGUGAGAAAGCACCAGGCUUUUGCCCAAGAUACAGAAAAAAGAAGGGAAAAUCAAUGCAAAUCAAUGUUAUCCCAAAUAUGAUGUAGAUGGAAAUCUAUUUUGAAAAAUGCCUCUCAGGGAGAGAGACGGCACCAUAUAAAGAUAGAAGUAUUAGUAAGGAUUCAAUUACUCAAAGUGUCUCUGAAGACAGAGCAUUUGAGAAACAUCAAUCAGAUCCUAUCUGUGGGGUCAUCAGCUGAUUCUCCAAUGGUUCAGAGUUUUAGGGAUUGUUGUCAGUGAGUUUGUAACCUUAUUUUUAGAUUUUAUAGGUAAUACUGAUAAAUAAGGAUUGCUGUUAAUGUUAUAUGAAUACUUUAAAAAGGUUGUCUUAACUCCUUCAAAUACUUCCUGUUGAUAAGUUGAUUAUAUAAUGAGAAUUCUCAGAAUUUGUGAUAAGAAUUAUUAUCAGGGUAUUGUAGUGUUUAUAGCCAGCCAGUGUUCCACUAUCUCUUUUGUGAGAAGCCACGUCUCUUCAGAAUCUUGUCUUUAUUUCCUAACUACUCAUAUGUUUUUGGAUUUCUUUUAAAUCCAAAUUGUCGCUUUUGUGGUUUUCUUCAUUUAUUGUUUCUUCAGUUAUUACAGAGGUACUUCAGCCAAGAAUUCAAGAAGUCUACUAUGUUUGAAGAAUUUCUAUCCCAACAGAAGUUUCAGAAGGAUCCAAUUAUUUAAUGGUUUGAUAGAUCUUUAAUCCUAAGGUUUCCUAUUCAUAAUUGCUGUUUUUAAGAGUCUCAUUUUAAGAAUGUGCUAAGUGAUAUCCAUCAAUUAGAGUUCGGGCUCUGGCCAAGUCCUAGCUCUACUUGAAUGGAGUGAUUGACAAUCAGCCCAGAUGUUUUCUGCAUCAAAAAGUAUUCAAGUCCUUUUGGCUUGGCAAUUUGACCGUCUAUGAUAGCUGAGCCUGUUUUCAGAAGGAGUUUGGAGAAACAUGAAUCCGGACAUGGAUUCUCCACUUCUCUGUUGUUGUAAGGUUCAUCAGCUGUCGCAGACUCUGGGAUGACAGUUCAGUGUUGUAAUGUUUGACAAUUGUAUGAUUUCAGAUGUGUUAUUGGUUAUGUGUAUUAUCUAAUUGAUUUCUAAUUGCUGUCAUUUUACAUUUCCCUAUGCAGUUGCAUAGAGACUGAAACAGAGUUGAUCAAUGUUUUAUUUUCAUAUCAGGACCCAUUCUUCACCUCCGAGAUUUUGAGAAAAUCCUCCAGUCUCUUCAGGGGCGUGGAUUUGUUUGUGUUUUAGCAGGUACAAAAGUCCAGGUGAAUCUCAGUGAAGAAUGUGAAACUCCAUCCAGUGCAAGACAAUGCUGACAAGAAGCGUGGGCAAGAAAACGCUGACCAUUCCAUAAGCAGAAAAGAA
Molecule: messenger RNA, 3891 nt
Organism: Haemorhous mexicanus (house finch)
Lineage: Eukaryota; Metazoa; Chordata; Aves; Passeriformes; Fringillidae
Exons: 2
Coding region: 1497-2378 (293 amino acids)
Source: RefSeq, a predicted model, not a curated record